CGCAUCGCAGUCAGUUUUGUAGGCGCGGCGUGAUAGGUGGUUCGUACAAUCUAGUACGAUCCUUGGAACCUAGGGAUCGCGCCCGCGUUCUUUCAAGCUCGAGCAAGCUCGAGUGGCUCGAGUGGCUCGAGUAGUCGAAUAGUCGACUGAGCUCGACGACCUAGGUAGGGCCUUUUCAUCUCGAGGCGCAAACGGCAGAGUCCAGCGCAAAUCCAUCGCCGCCGCGCGCGAGCGCGCGUAUAGUGUAUAUACCCACGCAGACGGGAUGGCGUCCACGAAGAGGAAGCAGGACGAGAGGAACUUGAAGACGCUCCGCGAACUGGUCUCGCAACCGGGCAACAAGGAAUGCUUCGACUGCAAUCAGCGCGGGCCGACUUACGUCAACAUGACGAUCGGCUCUUUCGUCUGCACCUCUUGCUCUGGUAUGCUACGAGGCCUGACUCCACCACACAGGGUAAAGUCCAUUUCAAUGGCGACAUUCACUCAGGAUGAGAUAGAUUUCAUAAAGGAGCACGGCAACGAGUACUGCAGGAGAAUAUGGCUGGGCCUGAUGAACUCAAACUCCCCGCAGAACUUGGACACUAAGGACGAACAAAAGAUGAAGGACCUGAUGAGCGCCAAAUACGAGCUUAAAAGAUAUUAUCUGGAUCCGUCAAUCGCAAAUCAAAAUACGAUAACGACACAGCCAAGGUCACAGUCUACGAGCAGCAUUCCGAGGGUACCGAACUUGGGAACAUCCACGACAUUGCCCGCACCGGUCAGCCAGAAGCCGAGCAACACAGAUGCGUUAAACAAUUCCAACAAUUUCUCGACGGACUUCGUCGCCGAUUUUAGCAAAGUUCCUGAUCCCUUCUGCCCGACGACGACGGCGCCGGUCGGUCAACAGACGAUCGCACCGCAGCCGUUCUUCGCUAAUUUUGACAAUAAUCCAGUCUUCAAUAACUCGAAGAGUAUGGAAACGUCCGCAAUGUUUAAUCAGGUCGGUGGAAACGCCACGAUGAACAUGAAUGGAAUACACGCGCCACCCUCGGAAGAUCGUUACGCGGCACUUAAAGACUUAGACUCAUUGAUGAAGCAAACGCAAUUGAAGGAAGAGACGACUGGAACCUUGUCUGCAUCUACAUGGAAUACAAAUAAUUCAAAUGCACCAAAUGCUACAUGGAGUAUAGGAGUAAAUAAUCAAACGCACGUCAUUUCAAACCCGUUCACGGGUGGUGAUUUAUGGCGGCCGUCUGCGAACAUAGUCAACAAUAAUACUCAAUCCGUCGAUAGCUCUCUGUACAACCCCGUGAAUCCAUUUAAAUCGACUCAGUUUCCUGUAAAUAAUGAUUCGCAAUGGAUUGGCAUUGGCACAUCUAGCAAUGGAGACGUACUCCAAUUAAGUCAACUCAUGACGCCGUUAACGAACAAAGUAUGGCAACCGACAGUACCAGCAUAUCAUGCAAAUCCGUUCAUGGUGGGCACGGGAGUAAGUAACAUGACAAGGAAUUCAAACAACCCCUUCUUAUGAUUAUGUACGCAUAAGCUUUUAAUGGAGUUACGAACAAAUAAUGCGAACUAAAAUUUAUUUAGAUUUAGGCAAAUUGUUAUAUACGUGACCUUAUUGGCAAUUAGUGCCAUUAACUUUUAUCCCCAGGAGCACCAAUCUCAUAUCUAUAUAAAUAAAAAAGA
Trachymyrmex septentrionalis is the source of this 1671-nucleotide messenger RNA. It is a transcript of the gene drongo, whose product is annotated as arf-GAP domain and FG repeat-containing protein 1. Gene Ontology annotation, molecular function: GTPase activator activity. NCBI's taxonomy places the organism in Eukaryota, Metazoa, Arthropoda, Insecta, Hymenoptera, Formicidae. The record is from RefSeq and is a predicted model, not a curated record. The coding region runs from base 266 to 1510 and encodes 414 amino acids. The transcript has 6 exons.